Cynoglossus semilaevis (tongue sole) is the source of this 4185-nucleotide messenger RNA. RefSeq names its product arylsulfatase family, member J (gene arsj). The record is from RefSeq and is a predicted model, not a curated record. Gene Ontology annotation, molecular function: sulfuric ester hydrolase activity. The transcript has 2 exons. The coding region runs from base 1682 to 3391 and encodes 569 amino acids. Lineage: Eukaryota; Metazoa; Chordata; Actinopteri; Pleuronectiformes; Cynoglossidae.
CGUUCCUAGCUUUCCUCUCUGACCUGCACUGUGGCUUCACUAUGUGGUAAUAUUGCCUUUAACUGGUUGUUUUACCACUUGCAAACAUUUUAUUCUUUGGAACCGACGCUGCACAUCUGCUACAAGUUAUCCCACUUAGUAGCUGGAAAUAGGUUUAUGGUUUUAUUUUAGCUUUCACCAAAACAUGGAAAAAGAGCCGGAGCUAGGCUGCGGCUGCCAUUUUGGGUCGAUGAAAACGUAUUAAUUCAUUCUAAUCAACGAAACCCAAAUGAGCUGAAGGGCCACAGCUGGGACCAUUGUUUCAUUUGAGGGCCAGAUAUUUCAGGAAAAGUAUGUGUAAUACUACAGUGAUGUUAUUCUUAAUUGACCAGUUUAAUGAUUUGAAUGAAUCAAAAAAAAAAAGAAAAAAGAAAAGAUGUUGUUGUUUAAAUCUAGUCAUGGACCACAUGAAGGGGAUUCGUGAGCUGGACGUGGCCCCGAGCCAGGUGUUUGAGUCUGUACACACGUUAUUUCACUUUCUCUUGUGUUGCUUAUGUUUAACUAAAGCCCACCCUAAUGAAAUUGAUGUUUAAUACCAUACAUCAUAGCAGAUCUCACUAAACCUGACCUAAGGCCUGUUUAGUGAGAUCUGCUAUGAUGCAUGGUUUAGGGACAGCGGCUGUGUCUAAUAGACCAAAGGCUAAGUUGGAAGAGCAGGAGAUGAAGAUGCUGAGAUCUUCACUGGAAGUUAAGGUGGAGCAGUUUGAAGACGGUAUCAUGUUACUGUAAAAUACUUAGGUAUUUCUUGUAGUGGGUAAACAUCGACGCAUCAAAUAGUCAAUUCUCCAUGGGUAUAAAUAUAAAUAUAAUAAUAAAUGUAGUCAUGUUUUUAGGGGUGUUAUAUAGGGGGGGGGCAAUGUCAUUCCAUGCCCCAGAAUUCUUGGCAGCACCCCUGGAUGUAAGAGCACAGGUGGCAAGAGAUUGGCAAACACCGCGCCUGCAGAGAGCAGCUAAAAAAAAGAAUAUGCAGAAUGUAAUUAUUUUCUUUAUGACUCAUGUUUAUUUUUAAGAAAAAAAUAUGCACAUUAGCCCUUUUUAACACACACACUCAGUGACUGAAUGACAGCUGCUGCGUUCCCUCCCACUCCUCCAACUCCCAGACAAGAGUUGCAGGAGUUGAUCGUGAACGCACCACCACCACCACCAUCAUCAUCAUCAUCAUCAGCGUCCGUUGGCCGAGAGCACAGCUGGAGCAGGAGGCGCGGGGUAGUAACCGCCACAGCCGCAGUCUGAGUCUCACUCCUGGCGGCUUGACAGCUCGCAUGAGCCGCUGCGGCUGACGGGAUGGAGAACACGAGCCGUGGACGCGGCGCCGCUGCUCGCUUUGCGAUCGCGCGGAGCGUGAAGUUCCUGCGCGUCUUUUGACAGAAUCCAGGCUCGGUGUGCGGUGCCAAACCGCCGUGUGAUGUGUGAACAGACAGUUUUAUAGAGACGCGCACUCAACAGCAGCUGUUCAGUGAGAUGUUUGAUUUCCACGUGGAUGCGAGUGAGGUGACUUUUCUCCACGGAGCGUGACUCGGCGCGGAGGAGACCAUGCGAACCCGAUUUCCAAGCGUUGCUGUUCCCCCUGACCGUGCGCAACGCACCGCCGCCCGCACUCACCGCCACUGACCGCCACCGCGGCGGAUCUCAGUCCAGAACCAUGUUUAUCGUCUGGGUCCCGGUGAGUCUCCUACUUGGCUUCAUCAUCUCGCAGACGUGGAGCAUUCAGAUGUCGUGGGACAACUGGAAGGCUGAGCAGCACAACCGAGGAAACGAGCUGCACAAGCCCAGCGGCUCCCAGCCGCACAUCGUCUUCAUCCUGGUGGACGACCAGGGCUUCCGGGAUGUCGGAUACCACGGUUCCGAAAUCAAAACCCCGGCACUGGACCGACUGGCAGCGCAGGGAGUGAAACUGGAGAACUACUAUGUUCAGCCACUCUGCAGCCCCUCCAGAAGCCAGCUAAUGACCGGCAGGUAUCAGAUCCACACCGGCCUUCAGCACUCUAUCAUCCGAGCUACCCAGCCCAACUGUUUGCCCCUGGAAAAUGUCACCCUGCCCCAGAAGCUCAGGGAUGCUGGAUACUCCACCCACAUGGUGGGCAAGUGGCACCUGGGCUUUUACAAACGCGGCUGUCUCCCCACCCAGCGUGGUUUUGACUCCUUCUUUGGCUCCCUGCUGGGAAGCGGGGAUUAUUACAGCCACUAUAAAUGUGAAGGGCCUGGCAUGUGUGGUUAUGAUUUGUAUGAAGGGGAGGAGGCGGCUUGGGAACAGGACCGUGGCUUGUACUCCACUGUGAUGUUUACCCGUAAGGCUAUCAAUAUUUUAGCCAAUCACGACCCCCACAGACAGCCUUUGUUCCUGUACCUAGCCUAUCAGGCAGUACAUUCCCCUCUUCAAGUUCCUGCCCGCUACCUCGAGCGCUACAAGGGUAUUCCGAACUUGAAUCGUCGUAAAUAUGCUGCCAUGGUGUCUUGCCUGGAUGAAGCUAUCCACAAUCUCACCGUAGCCCUGAAACGCUACGGUUACUAUGACAACACUGUCAUAGUGUACUCUUCAGACAAUGGAGGCCAACCAUUGGCUGGUGGAAGCAACUGGCCCCUGAGAGGGAGCAAAGCCACCUACUGGGAAGGGGGCAUCAGAGCGGUGGGAUUUGUUCACAGUCCUCUGUUGGUGAACAAAGGUACGAAAUGUCGGUCGUUAGUCCACAUCACUGACUGGUUCCCCACGCUGGUGACCCUGGGUGAAGGGACAAUAGAUGAACAUCUAAAUCUGGAUGGAUACGACGUGUGGGAGGCCAUCAGUGAAGGCCUCCCAUCACCUCGGCAGGACAUUCUGCAUAACAUUGACCCCAUCUACAUCAAAGCCAAGAACGGCUCCUGGAAGGCUGGCUACGGCAUAUGGAACACAGCCGUUCAGGCGGCACUCAGGGUGGGCCACUGGAAGCUCCUGACAGGUGUUCCUGGUUACAGUGACUGGGUGCCACCACAGACUUUCUCCUACCAGCGGCUAGCCACUCGUUGGCACAACGAGCGCGUGCGUUGGGACCGGGGUAAAUCCCUGUGGCUUUUUAACAUCACAGCCGACCCGUAUGAACGCGUGGACUUGUCCCAGCGCUUCCCCCACAUAGUGAAAAAAAUGCUAAUGCGUCUAGCGCAGUACAACAAGACAGCGGUUCCCGUGCGCUACCCAGCUAAAGACCUGCGUUCUAACCCUCAGUACAAUGGGGGCGUUUGGGGACCGUGGUUCAAAGACGAGAGGGAAAGGCAGGAGGAGGAGGAGAGAGACAAUCAUUUGUUCAACAAUCACAUCGGGCACCGUAGGUGGAAGAAGAAAUCGAAGAACCGGAAGUUGAAACGGAGGGUAGAAUAAUGAUUUGCCCCAUUUGUGAAAGACUAUAAUUGUAUUUUCUCAGGGAUUUGUUAGAACAUUGAACUCUAGUUGUGCUUAACGUCGCUCACAUUUUAUACUGUACAACACUCAAAAAAGAUGGUGCUUUGGAACCGCCUGAAAAAAAAAAAAAUCCACUAGUUCAAACACUACUGUUAUGCCCAGACACAGCUAAAACCUCAUGCUAUUGUUGGGGGCAUUUAAAGAAUGUUUAUUUUUCUAGAUUGUGUUGCAUGCUUGAACUCUUGUCACCCUUGAAUCGCUCUGUAUUCGGGAGUCCCGUAGAGUAGAUCGGUGUUUGUUGACGGUUGCCAUAGAUUUUGGUGACAGAAAUAAAGACGUAGUUCUAUAGUGUUUUGUUGUCUUCGGUCUCCAGACAGAUGUAGGAUUUAUGUGAUAUGUGAAUUGAUGUGUGUUGCUUUUUAUAGGCCUGAGCUCAAGAAUAAUAGGUUCGGUUUCCUCUUUCAUUGACGUCUGGUCCGGCACCAGGCCAACCUGAAUGUAUUACCAACUGACGGAAUAAAACUCAGACGCGUAGGAUUCCUCGACUCUCUCGCUAUCUUACAAGCUCUGUCUGGCUUUUCUUUCCAGAUCGAAAAUACCCACGUACCUAGACUUGAUUUAUCAUCUUAAUAUGCUGAGAUAUGUCCGUAAAGAACAUACAUUGGUGGAAAAUACCACGUGGUGGGAUUUUACAUGUGAUAAAGACGUAAUUGCUUUCAUCUCUUUAUCACUUUUGGUUUGCGGUAAGUGAUUAAGCUGUGCUGGGAAAAAAA